AUGUUGAAUGCUUCAUUCAAUGGGACUGCGAAAUAUCUCCACUGUCCCUCGUGGGUCUUAUUACUGCCAGAGGCGAUCUGUUUGCUGUUUACGCUGCUUUGCAGUGGAGCUAUGCUGGAUACUAUCUUCCGGGUCUCUGCUGUGCGGAAGGAGCCAAGGCACCUGCUCCUGGCCAGUCUCCUCAUAAGCGAUCUGGUCUAUUUACUCCUGGUGAUGAUCACAACAGUGAUGUGGGCAGCAAUCAUCAGUAUACCCACCGUGCUGUGUCUCAUCAAUUACCUGCUGGUCUUUUCCAGCUUCAUUAGCGGCUUCUUUACCGUCACUGCUAUGGCUGUGGACAAGUACAUUGCAAUCUGCUGGCCUUUACACUACCGGUCCCUUUGCACGUCCGGUAAAACUCAGAAGGCCAUCGCCCUCAUAUGGCUCUUGGCCACACUGCAUCCACUGGUAUGUCUCCUGAUGCUUCUGGGGGCCGGCACACCCCCACUGGUCAUAGAAUCCUUUCGCUGCCUCUUCCCUCCAGUCCAAGGGGGCAUCCUAGAAACAGCCUUUGCUUUAUUUCAAGUGCAGCAAGCUGUCCUCGCUCUCACCUUCCUGGCCAGCGCAGUGACCAUCGUGUUCUGCUAUUGUAUGAUAUAUAAAGAAGCUCGCCAAACUUCGCCCAAAGUGCGUGCCCGCAAUACAGUACUCCUCCAUGGCCUUCAGCUCUUCCUUUAUUUCAUUCCCGUCGCAAACUACAUCGUCUACUCCAACCUGGUCAAAAACACAUCCAUUAAAGUCCAAGUGAUGGCCCAGCUACACUUGAUCAACAUCUCGCUUUUCUCGGUGUUGCCCCGAUGCCUGUGCCCUGUGGUUUUUGGGCUGAGAGCCAGCCAGUUAUACCUUCAUGUGAAGAGACGCCUUUUCAACCAGAACCAGGUAGCACCUCUGCCAGACUCAACAUAA
Rhincodon typus (whale shark) is the source of this 945-nucleotide messenger RNA. Its product is annotated as probable G-protein coupled receptor 148. Gene Ontology annotation, biological process: G protein-coupled receptor signaling pathway. The transcript has a single exon. Lineage: Eukaryota; Metazoa; Chordata; Chondrichthyes; Orectolobiformes; Rhincodontidae. The record is from RefSeq and is a predicted model, not a curated record. Gene Ontology annotation, cellular component: membrane. The coding region runs from base 1 to 945 and encodes 314 amino acids. Gene Ontology annotation, molecular function: G protein-coupled receptor activity.